AUGGUUUCCGAAAGGAACUUGUCCAAGAAAGUGUGCGUGAUCGGAGCUGGACCGGCCGGUCUGGUCGCAGCCCGGGAGCUGAGGAGAGAGGGCCAUGAAGUGGUGGUUAUUGAACAAAAGCAUGAUGUUGGAGGGCAAUGGCUAUAUGACUCUAAAGUCGAGGAAGAAAACCCUCUGGGAAAAAACCAGUUCUUGAAGGUUCAUAGCAGCAUCUACGCCUCGUUGAGGUUGAUUUCGCCUAGAGAAAUCAUGGGGUUCACUGAUUUCCCAUUUGGUGGGAAGAAAGGCAGGGAUAUGAGGAGGUUUCCUGGCCAUAACGAACUUCUUCUGUACUUGCAAGAUUUCUGUGACACGUUUGGAUUGAGAGAGUAUAUACGGUUCAACACUCGGGUUGAAAAUGUGGAGAUGUUGGACUACCCUGUUCUUGACAAGGAGCAUUUGAAGUGGGUGGUGAAAAGCAAGGCGGAGAAGGAGGUUGAAGAAGUCUACGAUGCAGUGGUUGUCGCCACCGGCCAUUACUCUCAGCCAAGGUUGCCUGCAAUAAAAGGAAUGGAUGCAUGGAGGAGAAAACAGAUGCACAGUCACAUUUACAGGGUUCCAGAUCCAUUCAAGAAUGAGGUAGUUGUGGUUGUUGGGAGUUCUUUGAGUGGACAGGACAUCUCAAUGGAGCUUGUGAAUGUGGCAAAUGAGAUCUACCUAAGUUCCAAAUCUCUCGAUGUUUCUCAAGGCUUAUCAAAAGUCAUUGCUAAAUAUGAUAAUCUACACCUCCGUCCACAGAUCGAGUCCCUACAUGAGGACGGAAAGGUUAUAUUCAAUGAUGGCUCGUGGAUCAUUGCCGACACUAUCAUAUACUGUACAGGGUACUCUUAUUCAUUUCCAUUUCUUGAUACUAAAGGAAUAGUAAGAAUAGAUGAUGACCGGGUGGGACCCCUCUAUGAGCAUACCUUUCCUCCUUCACUAGCUCCUUCUCUAUCUUUUAUUGGCAUCCCAAGAAAGCUUAUAGGUUUUCCUUUCUUUGAAUCCCAAGCAAUAUGGAUUGCUCAACUCUUGUCUGGAAAAAGGAGUUUGCCAUCAUGGGAUGAUAUGAUGCAAUCAAUUAAGGAGUUUUAUGACUCAAGGGAUGCUGCUGGCAUCCCAAAGCACUAUACACAUGAUAUUUGCGAGUUUGAGGUAAAAAAAGAAACUAAGCUAAGCUAUGUUUACUUCUCUAAUAUAGUUUUUCCCCUGUGUCAUUUUCAUGAAUGGAAUUCACCUACAUCUGAUCAGUACUGUACACAAUUUGAUCAAACACGAGACUGUGAGUAUAGGCAAUCUUCAAGAUUAAUGUGUGUGCUACUUUCCAUGUGUUUUCAGUAUUGUGACAAAUACGCAGACUACAUUGGUUUUCCACAUUUAGAGGAGUGGAGGAAGGUACUUUGCAUCUCAGCCUUAGUGAAUGCUGAAUCAAACUUGGAGACGUAUCGUGAAUCAUAUGAACAAGAUGAGGAGAUGCUUCAAGUUGCAUAUAGCAGCACACACUUCACUCAACAGGGACCUCAAGAUUCUACCUUAUGAACUACAUGGAUCUAUUAUUGAAUAUUCCACAUAAUUAUGUGCAAUUCUUGUGUUACUAGUACUAAACGAAUUCACAAUCAUAGAUUGUCAAAAUAAAAGAUAUUUUUUCAUAUUGAGAAAACCAAGCAAUUUUGUUUUGCCUUUGGCUGCUUGUAAGUCAAAAUAUGUUGCAUUGUGGGCCGGGGAAGGAAAUAUUGUAUUUUGUGAUAGAUGUUUAUUUGUCAAAUCUAUGUACUUAGCCUUUGUAAUAACAACAUGAUGAUGCCAUGAAAACCAAAUAGAAUGAUCACAUUUCAUGAUCAAUAUUAAUUAAUGAUGCUCUAGAAGGAACAUUCUUUCAUUCAGUU
Salvia miltiorrhiza (redroot sage) is the source of this 1901-nucleotide messenger RNA. Its product is annotated as flavin-containing monooxygenase FMO GS-OX-like 9. The transcript is spliced from 6 exons. Gene Ontology annotation, molecular function: flavin adenine dinucleotide binding; N,N-dimethylaniline monooxygenase activity; NADP binding. Bases 1 to 1554 code for a protein of 517 amino acids. NCBI's taxonomy places the organism in Eukaryota, Viridiplantae, Streptophyta, Magnoliopsida, Lamiales, Lamiaceae. The record is from RefSeq and is a predicted model, not a curated record.